AUGAUCUUCACACAACUGCUCUUCACCGCUGGUGGAUUUGUGGCUCUUUCAAAUGCCCAUCUCCUUAUGAACACUCCAAAGCCCUUCAGUUCACCCGCCCUCCUUAAUGGGCCCAUCGAAGAAAACGGAAGCAACUUCCCUUGCCAGGCAGGCUCAUCAGGCAGCUAUGCUGGAGACGCUACCGUCAUGCCUCUUGGUUCCAAGCAACCUCUGCUUUUUACCGGUUCCGCUGUGCAUGGUGGUGGCUCUUGCCAGGUUUCCAUCACGUACGACAUUGCUCCGAACAAGAACAGUGUCUGGAAGGUCAUUCAUUCCAUCGAAGGCGGCUGUCCCGCCAAAGACACACCCGGAAACUUGCCCGAAAACGCCGCGGCUGCCACCCCGUUCACAUACUCGUUCCCUAUCCCGAGUGACAUCCCGGCCGGUAACGCGACCAUCGCUUGGACUUGGCUCAACAAGAUUGGCAACCGCGAGUUCUACAUGAACUGCGCCCCUGUCAGCCUCACCGGCAGUGGAGGCAAGAAGGAGAACUGGGAAUCUCUCCCGGAUAUGUUAGUGGCCAACAUCGGCGACAAGGCCUGCACUACUGAAGAGGGCAAGGACUACAAGUUCCCCAACCCUGGAAAGUCUGUUGAGCGUUUCGCUCCUGCGGACAAGCUCGCCUUCCCCGUUGGAAACUGCGGUGCUAAAGGGGGUUCCGGUGGUGGCUCCGGCAACGGUGGCUCCGACGGCGGCUCUGGACCGGCCCCUGCGCCAACCACCACUCCUCCGGCUGCUGCUCCCACUCAAGCUUACGGUGGAGGUGGUGGAGGUGGUGGAAUCUUCAUCACGGCUCCGAUUCCUGAUUCUCCGGCCGCGACUCCUACUUCUGCCCCCGCUCCUCCUGCUCAAGGCGGUGGCGGUGGCGGUUCUGGCUCCGGCUCUGGUUCUGGCUCUGGCUCUGGCUCUGGUUCUGGCUCUGGCUCCGGCUCUGGCAGCUCCGGUGCUGGAUCUGCUUGCAGCGCCGAAGGAAUGUGGAACUGCAUUGAUGGAAAGUCUUACCAGCAGUGUGCUGCCGGCGUCUGGACGCCCAUCAUGCCACUUGCUGCCGGCACCUCUUGCGAUGUCGGCCAGUCUACUUCUCUCAACAUCAAGACUGCCGGCAAGAAGAUGAGGCGCCUUGUUCGUUUCCGGGGUUAA
Messenger RNA from Sordaria macrospora k-hell, 1179 nucleotides. RefSeq lists its product as uncharacterized. The record is from RefSeq and is a predicted model, not a curated record. Lineage: Eukaryota; Fungi; Ascomycota; Sordariomycetes; Sordariales; Sordariaceae.